GGAAAGCUGAGCCACGGUGUGGUCUUGCCGAUUUUCCUUAGCUGGACGUUUCGGGUCUCAGGAAAAAACACGUGGCGCUGGCAUGUUGACGAUUGACGCAAGACUCGUUGGAUUUGGGUCCCUUGAAUUCCGCUUUCGAUGGGCGGGCUCUGACCGCGAGGAGUCCUUGCUUCCAUCAGGGAUGCAGGGCAACUGGGUGAGGAUUCCUUCUUGCACCCAGGGUCCUUCUUGGAUUCCUCGAUUUAACUGCGCCCAGCGAUUGCCGGGGAGUGCGGCCAGGGUUGGGUCUUCGUUUUUCCUUUCCUUCCCGCUGUUUUUGUUUGGCAAUGUAUUGAUGCGCUCCUCUCCCCUCCUGUCGUCUCGGCUUUUUUGACCGCCUUUGCCUCGCAGCUGCGCGCCCCCGACUCCGCCUAAUUUUGCGUGCCGCUCGCCAUGGCUCGUGUUCAGCGGCGGCUGGCGCUGCUGGUGACAGGAGCCUUCCUGGCCGCGGCUUUGGACACUGAGUCCUUCGCCCUCUCCCGGCGCCUCGGCGCCGCCUCCGCCGCCGCGGCACUGCUGGCCCCAUCCGCAGCGCAAGCGCGGGAGGGGUUUACGGAGACGAGCUCCGGGCUGCAGUACAAGGUGAUCACGGAGGGCAGCGGACCUGUGCCCACCAAGGGCGUCCAGAUUGCGGCGGACUACACAGGCUGGCUGGAGGACUUCGAGAGCGAGAAGAAGUUCGACAGCUCCAGGGACCGGCGCCAGCCCUUGCAGUUCCCGGUCGGGGUGGGCAAGGUGAUCAAGGGAUGGGACGAGGCCCUGCUGGACAUGAAGGUCGGGGAGCGGCGCCAGAUCGUGGUGCCUCCCAGCUUGGGCUACGGCAGCCGGAGCAUCGGCCCCAUCCCCGCCGGCUCCACGCUCUACUUUGACGUGGAGCUGAAGUCUAUUGGCCGCUGAUGGGCUGAAUGCCCGGCGUCCGGCGUUCGGAACGAAAAUUUUCGGCCGAG
Messenger RNA from Effrenium voratum, 986 nucleotides. The record is from the annotation of a GenBank genome assembly. NCBI's taxonomy places the organism in Eukaryota, Dinophyceae, Suessiales, Symbiodiniaceae.